This is a messenger RNA of Caenorhabditis elegans, 937 nucleotides long. It is a transcript of the gene fbxb-60, whose product is annotated as F-box domain-containing protein. The record is from RefSeq and is marked reviewed. The transcript has 3 exons. The coding region runs from base 12 to 842 and encodes 276 amino acids. NCBI's taxonomy places the organism in Eukaryota, Metazoa, Nematoda, Chromadorea, Rhabditida, Rhabditidae.
UCUUUGCAGCGAUGACAGUCUUUCCAAUCCUGCGGCUACCUCAACGAGCACUGAAAGAAGCACUUCGAUACUUUGUACCAAGAGAUAUAAUCAAUUUUUCCCUAAUCUCCAAAUCCACAUUACAAUGCGCCAAAUCAUUGAAUCUGAAAGCUAGUAAUAUACAAAUUGAGGUAAAUAAGGAUAUUCGAGUGGCUUUGGAAGUUAACGAUGAAGAAACCCCGUUCAACCGAUGGAAAGAAAUGUGCGUCAAAUGGGAAUCUUCUCGAGUUGGGCUACAAGAACUGGUUGAGCAUGUCCUUGAAGUAUUCCAUAGCAAGAAACUAGAUCAUUUAAUUAUAAGACAAGAUUCUCAAGACUGGGAGCUAUUUUCUGAAGCUCUUGAUGGCCUGGACAUCACAUCGAUAUCACUUUCCACUACAAGUGAUAGCCCUCACUUUACGAGACUUGUGAACAAAUUCUCAACAGAUUUAUUCUACCCUAGGACUAUUUCUGAUAGAAGUCAACAUACCACAUGGCUCCAGAAAAUACUAUGUUCCAAUCGUAUAGAAGUAAGCAUGUACACAAACUGUUCACUUCCUAAUAUAUUAAGCUCAAACUGUGAGAUUAUAUCCUUUCGUGCAGAAAGUACCCCGAGCAAUUUGAACUUAUUUCUGAAGCAUUGGAUCAACGGAUCGAAUGAAAUGCUUCGAAAGUUAAUUGCCAAAUCGAAUAGAAGGAUCAAUGAGAAUUAUGUACUUGGAAUGUUAAAAGGCGUGGAAUAUAUGGAUACACCUGUGGAAGAUGUGCUGAAUCCACCGAGAUGGUGGAAGUUGGAAGGUGGAAAGGAUGUGUACAAUUGCUAAGGGACAAGAGCGUCUAUAGUUGCUAUUAGUACGGAUGUUGUAAUGUACGUGUGGGAUGAUGAAUGAUGUUUAAUAAGCUCUAUAAUAAAUAAUUA